GAUGUGAAUGACAAUGGUCCUGUGCCAGAGCCACGGAGCUUUGACAUCUGCAACAGACAGCCUGAGGAGCAGACAUUGUACAUCAUCGACAAGGACCUGCCCCCCAACACCUACCCCUUCAAGGCAGAGCUGCCCCACGGGUCCAGUAUCAACUGGACCGUCACUGUGGAUGAUCCAGACAUGGUGAAGCUGAAGUUGAGGAAGGAGCUGGAGCCAGGGGAGUACAGCAUCUUCCUGAAGCUGUGGGACGCCAUGGGCAAGGACCAGACCACACAGGUGAAAGCCCAGGUGUGCAGCUGCGAGGGGCCAGCCAAGAACUGCGAGCGGCGAGCGUUCAUCUCCGGCGGCAUGGGAGUCCCGGCCAUCCUGGGCAUCCUAGGAGGCAUCCUGGCGCUGCUCAUCCUGCUGCUACUGCUGCUGCUCUUUGUGAGGAGGAGGAAGGUGGUGAAGGAGCCACUGCUCCCACCUGAAGAUGACAUGAGGGACAAUGUCUACCAUUACGAUGAGGAGGGUGGUGGCGAGGAGGACCAGGACUAUGACCUGAGCCAGCUGCACCGAGGGCUGGACGCUCGCCCCGAGGUGAUCCGGCCCGCCAACCCCGACGAGAUUGGCAACUUCAUCGAUGAGAACCUGAAGGCCCCCCCCUACGACUCGCUGCUGGUGUUUGACUAUGAGGGCAGUGGCUCAGAGGCCACAUCGCUCAGCUCCCUCAACUCCUCUGCCUCCGACGGCAACCAGGACUACGACUACCUCAACGACUGGGGCAGCCGCUUCCGCAAGGUGGGUGAUGGCUGA
Acanthisitta chloris (rifleman) is the source of this 795-nucleotide messenger RNA. Its product is annotated as cadherin-1-like. NCBI's taxonomy places the organism in Eukaryota, Metazoa, Chordata, Aves, Passeriformes, Acanthisittidae. Gene Ontology annotation, cellular component: catenin complex; adherens junction; membrane. The annotation marks the transcript as partial. The transcript has 6 exons. Gene Ontology annotation, molecular function: calcium ion binding; cadherin binding. The record is from RefSeq and is a predicted model, not a curated record. Gene Ontology annotation, biological process: multicellular organism development; cell morphogenesis; homophilic cell-cell adhesion.